UAAUACUCUGUUGACUAUAAAACCGUCCUCUGGGAAAAAAUGUCCCCUUCACUUCACAUUCGCUCGCCACCAAAGUUAGCCAAAAAGAAAGAAAAAAAAAAAGUAAAUUUCUUUCAAGAGAGAGAGAGAGAGAACAAAACGUCUCAUUCGUUCCCUACACAUCAAUCCCAAAAACCUAAAGCAAAACCUUUGAUUCUUUUAUCUCCAUCACCAACAACAAAACUCCCCUGUUUUUUCACUUCCUCUGUUUUCUCUUCGUUAACAUUCGAGAUAAGUCAUGGGAUAUUCCGGCAAACCUCACCACCAACUCGACGGCGAGAUACGAGAAACCACCGACGGUAAGAAAUGGGUCAUCGCCGGAAUUCCCUCGCGUUCGCCGCUCAAGCAGAUUAACCUUUCUUCCGGCGUCACAGUCACCGAAACAGAGGAGCAAGAUCAGUGUCCGACGACCCCUACGGCGGUUUCCGUCAGAAUUCCAAGGGUCCCGCCCUGUCCAGCGGCACCAAAGAAGCGAAAACCGUCGUUGAAGUGCAGUUACGGUGCCGGCGCUAGAGAUUUCUUCUCUCCGCCGGACCUCGAAACCGUUUUCAUUCCGAGAGCUAGUUAUUAACUCUGUUUUCACAACUCUAAGAAUUUAGAAACUAAAUUUACUCUAUUUGUUUCUCAGUUGUAUUAAUGUUAGGACACUAAUCAAGGUUAGUGAAUAGGAAGUGUUGUUUCAUGUUUAUGUACAUUUUUAUCUCCCUUUGUUUUCAGUAUAAUUGAUGUAUAUGAUUUCACUUUUAAUUAAGCUUUUAUUCAUUUACAAUUU
Messenger RNA from Arabidopsis lyrata subsp. lyrata, 811 nucleotides. RefSeq names its product cyclin-dependent protein kinase inhibitor SMR8. The coding region runs from base 278 to 610 and encodes 110 amino acids. The record is from RefSeq and is a predicted model, not a curated record. The transcript has a single exon. Gene Ontology annotation, biological process: regulation of DNA endoreduplication. Lineage: Eukaryota; Viridiplantae; Streptophyta; Magnoliopsida; Brassicales; Brassicaceae.